Messenger RNA from Condylostylus longicornis, 602 nucleotides. It is a transcript of the gene RpL35A, whose product is annotated as 60S ribosomal protein L35a. The transcript has 4 exons. Gene Ontology annotation, molecular function: structural constituent of ribosome. The coding region runs from base 80 to 529 and encodes 149 amino acids. Gene Ontology annotation, biological process: ribosomal large subunit biogenesis; cytoplasmic translation. The record is from RefSeq and is a predicted model, not a curated record. NCBI's taxonomy places the organism in Eukaryota, Metazoa, Arthropoda, Insecta, Diptera, Dolichopodidae. Gene Ontology annotation, cellular component: cytosolic large ribosomal subunit; ribosome.
CAACACAAUAUGAUUUCAAAUGUCAAAGUCAUUUGAAUACUGCUGUCAUCCUUUCUUUCACCUUUUGUAAAUUUCCGAAAUGGCGGAUACUGCUACAAAACCGGCUGCCCCUGCAGCUGCACCUAAAGCUCCAAAGGCUAAACCAGAAAAAGUAGAAAAAACUUUUGAGAAACAUGUUAGACCAUUAAAAAGACACGGACGUCUUUUUGCUAAAGCCGUAUUUACAGGCUACAAACGUGGUAUGAGAAAUCAGCAUGAAAAUCAAGUUAUUCUUAAGAUUGAAGGAUGCCGCAGAAAAGAACAUGGCUUAUUUUAUGUAGGUAAACGUUGUGUUUAUGUUUAUAAAGCCAAAACACGUAAAUGUGUUCCACAACACCCAAAAAGAAAAACAAAAUUACGUGCUAUUUGGGGUAAAGUUACAAGAUUACAUGGAAACACAGGUUGUGUGCGUGCUAGAUUCCGUAGAAAUUUACCCGGUCAUGCUAUGGGACACAGAAUUCGUAUUAUGCUCUACCCAUCAAGGAUAUAAGCUGAUUAUCUAAUUUUUAAUAAAAACAUACAAGUAAAGAACUUUAAUAAAGUUUAUUUUUAUUUAAAAACUA